This is a messenger RNA of Puntigrus tetrazona (Sumatra barb), 1187 nucleotides long. RefSeq names its product alpha-1-microglobulin/bikunin precursor. Gene Ontology annotation, cellular component: cell surface; plasma membrane. Gene Ontology annotation, molecular function: serine-type endopeptidase inhibitor activity. The record is from RefSeq and is a predicted model, not a curated record. Lineage: Eukaryota; Metazoa; Chordata; Actinopteri; Cypriniformes; Cyprinidae. The transcript has 10 exons. The coding region runs from base 54 to 1097 and encodes 347 amino acids.
CAAAGACACGGUGGUCCUUCUUCACAGCUGGGUUCAGAUCACGGACGGUCAGGAUGAAGCGUGUCGUUGUGUUUCUGCUGCCGCUCCUCGGCCUGGUGCAUGCUGGGCCGCUGCCCGAUGAACCCGUCCUCCAGCCCCAGGAGAACUUUGAUGUGAACCGGUUCAUGGGUAAAUGGUAUGAUAUAGCGAGCGCCUCCACCUGCCCGUGGGUGAAGCGUCACAAGGCGGAGGCAGCCAUCGGCUCCAUGGAGCUGGAGUCCAGCGGCUCGUCUCAACCCAUCAGCAUGACCCGCGUCAGCCGCAGACAUGGCAGCUGUAAGUCCAUCAGUGGAGAAUACCAGCUGACCAAAACCCCAGGCAGAUUUCACUACCACAGCUCCAAGUGGAACGCCGACGUGGACGCCUACGUGGUUCACACUAACUACGACGAGUACGCUCUGGUGGUGAUGCAUAAACAAAAGUCAGGCGGGGACAAGACUACAUCGGUCAAACUCUACGCACGUGCUAUGCAGCUGCGGGCCACUCUCAUCGAAGACUUCAAGACUCUGGUGGCCGAGCAGGGAAUGAGUGAAGACACUAUAGUCAUCAAGAAGAACAAAGGUGAAUGUGUUCCAGGUGAGCAGGUCACACCGGAGCCACAGGUCCAGAGAGCGAGGAGGAAUGUGGUCCUGCCGGCUCCUGAGGAGGGAUCAGGAGACGAUACACCCAUCUUCAGAGGAGCAGAAGCAUGUAAGUCCCAGCCGGACUCGGGUCCAUGUUUCGGGAUGCUGCAGCGCUAUCAUUAUAACUCAUCUAUCAUGGCCUGUCAGAUAUUCACUUACGGAGGCUGCAUGGGAAACCAGAACAACUUUGUGACGGAAAAGGAGUGUCUGCAGAGCUGCCGCACUGAGGCCGCCUGCAGGCUGGCCGUGGACGCUGGUCCCUGUAAAGUGUUCUCAGACCUGUGGGCCUUCGACUCGGCCUCGGGGAAGUGUGUGUCCUUCAAAUAUGGAGGCUGCAAGGGCAACGGAAAUAAAUUCUACAGCAAGAAGGAGUGUGAGGAGUACUGCGGCGUGAUGAUGAGAAGCGGAGAUGAGGAGUUUCUCACAGUGAACUGAGAGGGGAGCCUUACUUGGAUUCAAACAGAAAAGUUUCCAAAAGAUAUUAACUUCGGCAUUUUCACAAUAAAUAAAGACCUGCCUAAUAUA